AUGUUCGUCAAGAAGGGUGAUGGCUGGCGCGUCUGUAUGGACUCCCGGCGUCUGAACGAGGCGACGAUCAGGGAUCGGUACCCGUCGCCUGAUGCCUUGGCGCUGAUUGACAAGCUGAAGGGCGCGAAAAUUUUCAGCAAGUUUGAUCUCACGAGCGCGUUCUGGCAAGUGAGAUUGAGCGCCGACAGUGAGAAAUACACGGCGUUCCCGUGCGACGGCAAGCUGUACCAGCACAGGGUCAUGUGUUUCGGGUUGGUCAACGCGCCGGCGAUGUUCCAGCGCCUGAUUAAUGAGGUCAUGGGCCCGCUCUCCGCUUUCGCUGGAGGGUACUUUGACGACAUUAUUGUGUUCUCCAAGACGCCGGAGGAGCACGAGCUCCACGUGAAGCAGAUGCUGGCUCGGCUGAGGGAGUUUGACCUGUACGUCUCCUUGAAGAAGUGCGUGUUUGGCACGUCGAGUGUCGACUUCUUGGGGCGGCGGGUCAGCGAAGCCGGAGUGGCGGUGGAUCCUCGCAAGGUGCAGGCAGUCCUCAACUGGAAGCCGCCGACGGACGCGACUGGUGUGCGUGAGGUCAACGGCCUCGCGUCCUUCAUGAGGCGUCAUGUGCCGAACUAUGCCGAGCUGGCGCGCCCGAUGACGAUGCUGACGCGGAAGAAUGUUCCGUUCGUCUGGUCGGCAGAGUGCGAGAAGUCGUUCCGCGCGAUCCAGCAGGCGCUCGUCCAGGCACCGGUGCUGGCGUACCCCGAUACGUCACGGCCGUUUGAGAUUUUCUCGGAUGCGUCGGAUCUCGCGUUGGGUGGUGUGUUGAUGCAGAGGUCGGAGUCCGGCGACGGUCUGCAUCCGGUCGCCUACUACUCGCGCGUGUUCACGAAGCCGGAAAUCAACUACUCGGUCUACGACAAGGAGCUGCUGGCUAUCCUGGAGUGUCUCCGCGAGUGGCGACAUUACGUUUGCGGUUCGGGCAAGAUCACCGUUUGGUCGGACCACAGGAAUUUGCAGUGGUUUACGGAGACGCGGGAGCUGACGGCGCGCGAGGCUCGGUGGUGCGAGAUGCUGGGCGAGUUCGAUCUGGUCAUCAAGCAUCUGGAGGGCUCCAAGAACGGUGCGGCGGAUGCGAUGUCCCGUUCGGCGUCGGGAGCUGGGCCGAAGGAGAAGCUUAAAGGCCGGGUGUUGGACCCCGAGUUGUUGGUGGCUCCAGUCGCUGGCGAGGCCGGUGACGAGCAGAGCGAAGAUUUCGUGGGGAAGAAGAAGGAGUAG
Molecule: messenger RNA, 1257 nt
Organism: Capsaspora owczarzaki ATCC 30864
Lineage: Eukaryota; Filasterea; Ministeriida; Capsasporidae
Exons: 2
Coding region: 1-1257 (418 amino acids)
Source: RefSeq, a predicted model, not a curated record